AGAAGGAAAUUGAAUUGAAAAAGAAAAUAAAUUGAAAUUCGAAAGAAUUAACGCAGGUUUAACACGAAUGAUCUGUAACAGCCAGCGUUUAUUGAAAGUACUUUUGGAAUAUUAAACGUUAUAAUAGAAUUUUAAAUUCAUUUUGAUGAAAUAAUUAUAAGAUAUGCAUGGUGACACACUUUUCUUUUGAAUAACCCAGGAUUACAUAAGCAAAUAUGAGUAUAGGAUGAGACGAAAAUAAAAUCAUGUUACAUUCAGGAUCUGACGAGCACCAUGCUCACAUUUGCUCAUUGUGUUCGAAAGAUGGCAGAACCGUUUCAGCUUCGAGUUAUUGUAAGGAUUGUGACAACGUUUUGUGUAACGACUGUUUAACUCAGCACAAUAGAUUUGGAGCCAUGGCGUUGCACGAAGUGGUGACAAUAAGCGAUGAUGUUGACGCUAGACUAUUCGUACCAGACAACGCUAACUUACCAAGCUUACAAUGUAGUCUGCAUAAGGGUAAAGUCUUGGAACUUUACUGUGGCAAUCAUGAUGAUGCGAUAUGCAUAAUCUGCAAAACAAUGAAUCAUAGUACAUGCAUGAAGACGCCAGAUUUACCAUCUGUUAUUGAAAAGAUACAUAAAGAGAGAGAUUUCACUGUAGCAAUGUCAAGGAUAAAAGAAGUGAAAGCCCGUUUAACUCAACAGAAGGAAAAAGAAUUAUUCCGGAAAAAGGAGAUUAUUGUAAAAAAGAAUGAUAUGAAGAAACAAUUAGACGGCGAGAAGCAGCUAAUCAAAGAGCAUGUUGACAGUUUAGAGUCUCCAUUGCUGGAAGAAAUAGAAACAAUGACAAAACAGAUAAUGGAUAGCAAUGAUCGCGUACCAAAAAUAUUGAACUACAUACAAAGGGCUGAGAAAAAUGAAAAGGGGUUUUUGGGCCGAGGAAAAAAUUGCUGA
This is a messenger RNA of Ruditapes philippinarum (Manila clam), 935 nucleotides long. Its product is annotated as tripartite motif-containing protein 29-like. The record is from RefSeq and is a predicted model, not a curated record. NCBI's taxonomy places the organism in Eukaryota, Metazoa, Mollusca, Bivalvia, Venerida, Veneridae. The coding region runs from base 246 to 935 and encodes 229 amino acids. Gene Ontology annotation, molecular function: zinc ion binding. The transcript has 2 exons.